This is a messenger RNA of Miniopterus natalensis, 772 nucleotides long. RefSeq names its product Rab acceptor 1 (gene RABAC1). Gene Ontology annotation, cellular component: Golgi apparatus. Lineage: Eukaryota; Metazoa; Chordata; Mammalia; Chiroptera; Miniopteridae. The record is from RefSeq and is a predicted model, not a curated record.
GGGCCCCGCUCCUGAGGGGCUGGCGGGGUCUGCAGGACCCAGGGAUAGUUGUAGCGGUUCUGCUCCUCACGACGCAGACAUGGCAGCCGAAAAGGACCAGCAGAAGGAUGCCGAGGCGGAAGGGCUGAGUGCCGCCACUCUGCUGCCGAAACUGAUCCCCUCCGGAGUGGGCCGUGAGUGGCUGGAGCGGCACCGCGCAACCAUCCGGCCCUGGGGCACCUUCGUGGACCAGCGGUGUUUCUCGCGACCCCGCAACCUGGGCGAGCUGUGCCAGCGCCUCGUACGAAACGUGGAGUACUACCAAAGCAACUACGUGUUCGUGUUCCUGGGCCUCAUCGUCUACUGUGUGGUGACGUCUCCCAUGCUGCUGGUGGCCCUGGCUGUCUUCUUUGGCUCCUGUUACAUCCUCUAUCUGCGCACAUUGCAGUCCAAGCUUGUGCUCUUUGGCCGAGAGGUGAGCCCCGCCCAUCAGUAUGCCAUGGCUGGUGCUGUCUCCUUCCCCUUCUUCUGGUUGGCUGGUGCAGGCUCUGCUGUCUUCUGGGUUCUGGGAGCCACCCUCGUGGUCAUUGGCUCCCAUGCCGCCUUCCACCAGAUCGAGGCCAUGGACAGGGAUGAGCUACAGAUGGAGCCAGUGUGAGGUGUCUGCCAGCCUCCAGAGCCAGCUGCCCCAUCCCUGUCCUGCAUGACUCUCCAGCCAAAGGCCCCCUUCCCAUCAUAAGCCCAGGGAACCAGCUUUGGAAAUAAAGCUGUUGUAGUCAUCAUUCAGCACAUA